Molecule: messenger RNA, 3943 nt
Organism: Epinephelus fuscoguttatus (brown-marbled grouper)
Lineage: Eukaryota; Metazoa; Chordata; Actinopteri; Perciformes; Serranidae
Gene: hbs1l
Product: HBS1-like translational GTPase
Exons: 5
Coding region: 169-2208 (679 amino acids)
Biological process (GO): translation
Molecular function (GO): GTPase activity; GTP binding
Source: RefSeq, a predicted model, not a curated record
AAAUUACGUAUCACAGAAGUUGAAGAAUCGAUUGUGUCCUGACAACUGCUGUAAUUUCACGCAGCAGCGGCAGCGGCAGCAAUGGCAGUCGGGCAGUGAGACACAUGCCUCAGCAGUCUGUGAGCCGAAAACAUUUACCCUGAGGCUGAGAGAAGACACAUAACCAAAAUGUCUCGGCACAGAAAUGUUCGAGGUUACAACUACGAUGAAGACUUUGACGAUGAUGACGUGUAUGGACACUCUGUGGAUGAUGACUACUGCUGCAUAUCACCAGCAACAGCGAAUCAGUUCAUCUACUCACGUCAAGAGAGGCAAGCACCAAGGGAAGAGCCUUUAGAAGAGGAAGAAUAUGAAGAUGAUGUUCCCAUGUCCCCGACCGUCAGCCACGACCUCGACCCUCUUGAUCAAGCCAAGCUGUAUUCCUGUCUGGACCAUAUGCGCACUGUGCUCGGAGAUGCAGUGCCAGAUUCAGUCCUGACCCAGGCAGCCAUAAGAUGCGGAUUCGACCCACAGAAGGCCCUGGAUGCAGUCCUGUCUGAAGACGCUAAGACGGCCCCAGUUACCAGAAGCACCAAUGAAGAGAUGGCUCCGGUAGCAAGAGUGGGUCAGGAGAAAGAGCCGCUUCCACAAAGAAUAAGACCAGAGGCAGAGAAAGGAGCCAGCUUGUCUGCUUCUCACACAGACACUACAUCCAAUGCACAUAAACCCCAGGCUGAUGGGUGCAAACACACACGCCCGCAUGUGCAAGCAAGUGCACCAAACUUGCGCGACCUCUUAUCGCAACAUCAGGCUGACCCCGUAGUUAGCAGCUCUGAAAAUGUAAAGAACGGUGCUUGUGUUAGCAGUGGUGCCAGUCUGGCACAGCUCAUGUCUGAGCACGGGCAGAAGAGUAAAGCGACAGGAGGAGUUGACGUAGGACGAGGUUUGUGUGUGCCCUCAUUAAGUGCUCUCACCGUAGGAUCUCAUUCACCUCCGUCCAUUCUGUCCAAUCAGAGUAGUCUUUCACUUGGAACGCUGGCGUCUUUAAACAUGACUUCAACAUCUCCCGGCUCAGCCCCCACCCUCCUCUCAGUUUCACUCAGUAGUCUGUCACUAAACAACCCCAAGAUGACAACUGUAACCUCCUCUCUGGCUGCUCCUCCUGGGUUCGGGAGUCUCAGUUCUGUCGUCUUGAGCAAUCAGCGCCCAGUGGGAGUUGCGACUGGAGGCAAAGCCACAAUUGCCGAUCCUAAGGGAAGUCCAUCACUGGCUGAUUUAAUCCAGGAACAUUCAAACCGCAGCCCAACCCUCAGUAACUCCUUUCCUACUCCCCAAAGCAGCAUAACUUCUGUGACGUGUCAGGGGAUGGCGGGACCAGCACAAACAUUCUUGCUGUCUGCUCUCGUUUCACAGCACCAAAACAGGAAUAUGCACAUUCAGUCUCAAUCACAGAGCACUGGACAACCAGCAAACACACUCAAGUUUCCUCAACCAACCAACAGUGCUUCUGCAUGCCUAGGUGGGACUGUGUCACUGUCUCAGCUAGCCCUGCAGCAUCAAACCAACAGCUCCUUCACUUCCCCUCAACCCGUGAGUGCAAAAUCUCCAGCAAGUGCACUGAAGCAACCACCUGGCAUCUCUGAGCUGCUCUCUUUGUCACAUUUGGCAUCUGAACACAAAGACAAAACCUCAACCACCUCAAAUGGGUCACAGUACUCCCUCACCUCGCUCCUUUCACCAGCAAAACCAGAAAGGGCUGGUGUGUUAGCACAGGGUGCUACAGAGGGUGGUACCAAGUGUAUGCUCAACCACAAACCAUACCACCAAAACAUCAGGCCAUCCAAGCAGAAGCAGACUAUUGAUUUGAGCGCACUCAUGGCCCAGUCGGAUGGAGCAGCCCCUCGUCACUUUGACAACGACCUUCCCUCACCGUCCUCUCCAACUUCUGUUUCCAUGGGGCUGGAUUCUUCGGUGUUUGCACAGCCGUCAGUUUUUGCAGUUACUUUGUCAGUUCCGAGCCGCAAACAUCAGAAACGGGUGAGAAAAUGUUUAAAGAGAACAGUAAGGGAUAAGAGGACAGGAAAUGGUUACCAGGACUUCCUGUGGAAAUCGCAGGACAAAUCUGAAGCGCAGCAUACCCCGCUCUCACCAAUUGCACCGUUCCGCUUCGACACGCCCUCACCUGAUGACAUCGUCCGUGCUAAUCAGCGAAAAGCUUUCACCAGGUAGACAAGAGGAAACAAAUCUUACUUAAAGGAACACUUCACUGCCCAAAUGAUAAGCUUUGUACCAGUUAUUUACCCUGUGUUGCGCUGAAUUUGUGAAGAAAACUUUGGCAUCGGGGUUCGCAUUCUACAACAGCAAAACUAUAUCAAAACAUCUGUUUAAAAACCCUCACACAGCUUGUAAAGUAUAAUCUACAACUUAUUUUCCAGGGGUUUGCUCAGUACUAUGCAAACAGACAGCCCUUUCUGACACGGAACUGAACAGAAAGUGAAACUUAAUCUAAACUCUCUUCAAAGCCGGACUCCAUUGACAAAAAUGGUAAUUUAAAAGUAAAAUUACUGUUUUUGUCAAUGGAGUCUGGCGUGAAGAUAGCAUACAUUAAGUUUCACUUUUACUUCAGUUCCCUGUAAGAAAGGGCUGUCUGUUUGGGAAGUACUGAGCAUACGACUGGAUGAAUGAAACUUGGAUUGUACGGCACAAGUUGUGUGUGAGUUUGCAAACAGAUCGUGAUAUAGUUUUGUUGCUGCUAAACGCGGACCACUAUGACUUCAAUUCAUUGAGAAAUUUUCUACGCUUUUGGAGACUUUGUUCCUUAGAGGCAUGCAGGAAAUUAAACAAAACACAGGCUGAGUAACUGAUAUUCAAAUGGUCAUUUGGGGGGUUGAAGUAUUCCCUUAUCUCAGCAGCGCUCAGGUUGGUGCUAAACUGGCUCACUUUGGAUGGGAACCUCAGAUCUUUUGGGUGGCCUUUGCUCCACCAACUGAACUGAACUCAAAGAGAUGAAGCCCUCAGGGUCAACAGUCUUUUUAAUUAUGCCCCACAAUCAAUCAUGGAGAGCAAAUAAACUUUUGGGACCAACAGUACAAGAGAAUGACACACUGAUAACUGCUUAAACAAACUGCUAGAAACAGUAUUACCACAUUAUGCACUUCUUUUUUUAAUAAAGGCACGCAAACAAGUCUCAUUUUGCUACUACACACAGAACAGUGUUUCACUCAAACAGUAUAAACUGCUCAGUCUCUCUGGCAGCUUGGAAAUAAUCGCAGCUAAGUUUCAAAGGACUGUAUGUAUUUUAAGAACUUGUAGAACUUUUCUCAUUUACUGUGCUCAAUAUUUUUUCUACAUUUUAAAUUUGAGUCUUAUUUUCUACACUUUGAUGGCCAUUUGGCUUUUUAAUUGACGUUCUUUUUGUAUGAGACUGAAGUAGUGUAAUCUUAGCCAGGGAAAACUCAAAGCAUAACUCUUUCUGCACGGCCUCUUUUUUUUUUGUGAGUUUUUGAUCUGCAUGAACCUUCAAAAGAGAAAAAAAAGGUUGAUUUUGUUUGCAGGUGUGCUGCAGCUAUUGGAAUAUGGAUCAGUUAACCAUUGUUCUGGUUUACUGCUGCCUGUGUUUGAGAUCACGGGGUAGACAUUUUGGUUUAGAGGACACCUGGAGAUUUUCCCAUGAGGGAGCGAGAACAAACACAUGCACGUGCACGCAGACAAAUGAACACUUUUAAUGUUUGAUAUUGUAGGAAUGAGUUUACUAUGAAUGCAAGCGCUGUGAAUAAAGAGAGCACUGGAUGAGUCAAAAUGAAUGCCUCCAGACCUGAGGUAAAAGAGGUUUUUCUUGUUCUUACAAGCUUUUAAUAUUACGAUGUACAAAUGAGUUUGAUUCACGUAGGGUGUGUCAUAACACUCUGCCAGAGGUUAAUUUGUCAAUUUUGAAAUAAAGAUGACUGAAUGUACACACUCAGAA